Rhineura floridana is the source of this 2889-nucleotide messenger RNA. RefSeq names its product N-myc downstream regulated 1 (gene NDRG1). Gene Ontology annotation, cellular component: cytoplasm. Gene Ontology annotation, biological process: signal transduction. Bases 275 to 1513 code for a protein of 412 amino acids. NCBI's taxonomy places the organism in Eukaryota, Metazoa, Chordata, Lepidosauria, Squamata, Rhineuridae. The transcript has 16 exons. The record is from RefSeq and is a predicted model, not a curated record.
CGCCGCCUGGCCCCCGCCGUGCGCUCGGAUAUCAACAAAGCUCGCGAAGCGGCGUGGUCGGUUGCUUAGCGCGCGCUGGACCGCAUCCUUCUCUCUCUGUCUCUGCCGCGGUUGGGAGGAAAGCAGAGGCGGCGUGCCGUCCGUCGGUUUCUCGCGUCAGCUUCCUUUUCGUUUGCCUUCCCUUUUAUAUUCCUCUGUGUGUGUGUGUCGGGGGGGGGUUGCUGGCGCGUCGUCUUGAGCUGGAGCCCCAGCGCCCAGGUACCAGCUACUGACAAUGUCGGCAGAAGGCCAUGACUCCCAUAUUACGGAGGUGAAACCAUUAGUGGAAAGAGAAGAGGCAAUCGCACAUCUCUUGCCUGAUUUUGAUGUUCAGGAACAAGAUGUUGAGACACUACAUGGCUCUGUCCAUGUCACAAUGUGUGGGACUCCCCGAGGAAACAGGCCUGCCAUUCUAACGUACCAUGAUAUUGGACUCAAUCACAAAACUUGCUUCAACCCCCUCUUCAAUUUUGAAGACAUGCAGGAAAUCACCCAGCAUUUUGCAGUCUGUCACGUGGAUGCCCCUGGGCAGCAAGAUGCGGCAGCCUCUUUCCCACUUGGGUACAUGUACCCUUCAAUGGAUCAGCUAGCUGAAAUGCUUCCUGGAAUUCUAAAACAGUUUGGGUUGAAAAGUGUGAUUGGAAUGGGAACUGGAGCCGGUGCCUACAUCUUAACCAGAUUUGCUCUUAACUAUCCUGAUAUGGUGGAAGGGCUCGUUCUUAUUAAUGUCAACCCAUGUGCUGAAGGAUGGAUGGACUGGGCAGCAACCAAGAUUUCUGGAUGGGCUCAUGCAUUGCCAGAUACGGUUAUCUCACAUCUUUUUAGCAAGGAAGAGAUUCACAACCACCAGGAUUUGAUGCAUACUUACCGCAAGCACAUCAUCAAUGAUAUGAAUCAAAACAAUCUGCAUCUUUUUGUCAAUUCCUAUAACAGCCGAAGAGAUCUGGACAUUGAGCGUCCUGUACCUGGAACAACUGUUGUCACUCUACAGUGUCCUGCACUGUUGGUGGUUGGCGACAACUCUCCUGCAGUCGAUGCUGUGGUUGACUGCAAUGCUAAACUUGACCCAACAAAGACCACACUCCUAAAGAUGGCUGACUGUGGUGGUCUUCCUCAGAUUUCCCAGCCUGCAAAGCUCGCUGAAGCUUUCAAGUACUUCAUACAGGGAAUGGGAUACAUGCCUUCUGCAAGCAUGACCAGACUAAUGAGAUCCCGUACAGCUUCUGGUUCCAGUGUUGCAUCCCUUGAAGGGGGCAGGAGCAGAUCCCACACUGGUGAAGGAAACCGGAGCAGAUCCCACACUGGUGAAGGAAACCGGAGCAGAUCCCACACUGGUGAGGGUGCUAAGAGCAGGUCCCAUACUGGUGAUGAGAUCCGGAAUCGUGUUCACACAGACACCAACAUUGAGCUCACUCCCAACUCUGCAAACAAUGCUGAACAACCAAGCCCCAAAUCAAUGGAGGUUUCCUGUUAAAUGAAGAGGGCUUGAAUUGGAAGCAAGACCAAACAUCUGCCUACUGUGUAUCACAUUUAACCUAAACUGUGUCUUGUAACACAGGGCUCUGUCCCCCACCUAGAGUUCAGCAGGGACCAAUAAAGCAGACAUCUCAAUUUCUCUGUUCCCUUAACAGAGGUUGCUGCUAUACUUCUAGAUUAAUUCUAGAUUACUAAUUCUAGAUUACUUUAAAACCUGUUCAGUGAUAAAGCUAACAGCAUUUGAGCACCAAAACUGAAACAAACUGCCUACGAUCUUGCUCAGAAACAAACAUUUGAAGCAGGUGCUCCAUCUCCUGCCCAUAUUUUACACUAACAAGAACAACAGCAAAAAGCCCGGCUCAAUGUGACUUUAAAUGUUAGUUUUGAGGAAAACAGUGGGAGAAUUUAGAAAAAGUGACACUGUCAGGUUGAAGGUGGAUUUACUCAAAUCUGUACACACGAAAUCAAAUGAGAUUUUGUGUUUGGCCUUGUGAGUAGUGUCCGAGGCCUGUUUGCCUACAUCAAUAUGUGAUUAAAAUAGGAGACAUAUUGCAACUUCAAGCAAACAAAAUGUUAAGCUUUCACUUCAUCGGAGAUCAGUGGCAGUCUCUCUUUUUAGGACUUAAACUGCUUAACCAAGUAAAGGCAAGGUCCAAAUCUCUAUCAAAAGCAUGCUAGCAUUUGGCCUUGCACCUUGAAGGAAACAGAAUUAGCCAGCGUUGUCGCUGCUUGGGGUAAUGUGCAUGGUGGUUGGGAGUCCUAGGCUUCCCUGCUGGUGUAUUUUUUUUCUCACCAGCAGUAAAUUGGCUUAGAAGAUGGAAUUAUUAUAAUCUACUAUUCAGUCACCUGCCAUGUUGGUUAGGCCCUACAGUUUCAGGAUUAGGACUAGUCCUGGAUAAAUGCAUUCCACGCUGUUCGUGAGGGAGGGAGAGGCAAGAUUCUAAUGGAGAUUUUGAUGACUGCAAAUGUAGAGAUGUAUUGAUUCUGCACUUUAUCCUGAUGCCUGCAGAGCUGUACUUUGGGGAGCCAUGGGCAACCCAUCAGAUUUCCAGCAUAGAAAGUCUUUUAGUUUCUUAAAGAUUUUUCACUGGCUUUCUUUCUAUUUGCUGCAUCACAAUUUAUAAUAUGGCUAAUGAAUUUUGGAUAGCAAGCAUUUAAAGCAUCAAGCAUCUCUACACCUGAAUAUCUCGGGUAGUUUAAAGAGAACUCUGCUAUAGGCAAAUCACCUAUUUUUAAAAUGACAACUACAGAGUUUCUUGGGUGGUUCACAAGGAGGAGCAACAGACUAAUUGAGAGGAAAAACAUGUCCAUCUGGGGAAAGUUUAUUAAUGAAUUAUUUGUAUUUAUUUCAAAAAAUAAAUUUGUAACUUUGCA